AUUAAUUAGGCCAUAAAGACAGUGGCAAGACGCAGCUUAGGUUUGCUUGGAGGUUGAGUCCCCUGGGGGAGGCUUGGAGGGCUCCUGGGCUGGGACCACCACCACCAGCAGUUGUCCUGCUCAGUCCUGAGGGCAGUUGUUCUUCUAAAAGCUGCUGGGUGCAGAUGUACUCACCUGACUCAUGUGCACGCUUGUCUGCUGAUCCCAGCAUUCCCCGGAGACAGCUGGCAAGAGGAAAUGGGCAAGCUGGCCAUCAGUGGACACUGAACUUGUAUGCUGAAGGAGGCCAGACUCCCAGCCCUCUCCUCAUCACAUAGCUGAGUUUGCAGUAGCAGUGCUUCAGAAACUCACCUUGUGUUGUCCUAGGACACCUAGCAGCAGAGUUGUCUGUUCCUGUGUCCCUGUGACAAUGGCCAUGGGCUAGGGCGUUGGAUGGUAGGAGUGUCCUAUCCCCUGUUCCAGGUGGAGCAGAUCUCCUUGUGCCUCUGUACACUCAAGCCUCAAUUUCCCUACCUCAUAACCCUGGAAGAUGCGCUGCUGGAAGCGGUCCACAUAGAGAACUGGCCAGGGAAUUGUUAAUGCCAUCCUUAAUAACAUCUAGAAGAAAAUCAUUUGUGUGCGUGAAGGGGAAGGUGUACAGUGGCUCCUUGCAAGUAUUCUAUAUAGCUGCCUGAAAAGAAUAAGGAUGGUUGCUCAGAUGCUAACACCAAAAAACACAGUCUGUGAGGAUAUUCCUGUGCACAGAUGCGUCCAUUCAACCAUUGUCUUACAAUGCAGAUUCAGUAGUCACCCCGAGAAUCACUGAUGCUGUUUUGUACCAGAGGCAUUGCUGAAGUCCCGUGUGCAGCAAUGGACUUGGAUAAGCCAUCCGUCUGGGGAUCCCUGAAGCAGAGAACGAGGCCGUUCCUGCAAAACUUAAGCACGAGGAAGACGAAGAAGAGAUCCAGCAAGAUGGUGGUGAGCAAGGUCCGCUCGCUGGACCGACGCCUCAGUGUGUCAGUGCCUGACAUGCUGGAGGUGGAGACUAUCACAGAAGAAGAAACGACGUAUUCGAGCACUCAGGUCCUGUCAGGAGACUCCCCCAGCAACCUCCCCAGGCCUGUGGUGUCUCUGAAAAGCAGAAACGCAUCGGUGAGGCCAGCGGGAGGGAACUGGCCAUGGCCAAGGCAGUCGACUGCAUGCACGGAGGGGGAUGUGGCCUGCUUGGAUGCACGUGUGGCAGGAGGCCCCACACCUGAGGGGAAACGGCCGUCCAGUGACGACCUCCUUGAGCUGCUGCAGAGAGCCCGACUGAGCAAUGACCUGGCAGACGAGAUGAUGGAGGACUCUUGUGGAGGAAUAGAUUUAGACUCUUCUAUAUCGUCUCAAUUUUUCGAUGAUCAGAUGGCUGUAGAAGAAGGAAGUGAUUGUUUGAAUGACUUGCCUAGCCCCUUUGCUUACCUCCUGACCAUUCACCUGAAAGAAGGCCGGAACCUGGUUAUCAGAGAUCGUUGUGGUACAAGUGACCCAUAUGUGAAAUUUAAAUUAAAUGGGAAAACUCUAUACAAAAGUAAGGUAGUCUACAAGAACCUAAACCCAGUUUGGGAUGAGACUGUAGUGCUGCCUGUACAGACCCUUGAUCAAAAACUCUGGAUCAAGGUGUAUGAUCGAGACUUAACAUCUUCUGACUUCAUGGGUUCGGCAUUCGUAGCACUCACUGAACUUGAACUCAAUAGAACUACUGAACAGGUUUUAAAAUUGGAAGAUCCCAACAGUUUAGAAGAUGACAUGGGAGUGAUUGUAUUAAACUUGAGUCUAGCAGUAAAGCAAGGAGACUUCAAGAGAAAUAAUAGAUGGUCAAAUCGGAAGAAACGAUCUUUGUCCAAGUCGAGUUUCAUGAGGAGUAUGCGACUCUCUGACUCUUUGCGGAAGAACCAGUUGUGGAAUGGGCUGGUCACCAUCACACUCUUGGAAGGGAAGAACAUCCCCGGUGGGGGCUUGGCAGAGGUUUUUAUUCUCCUGAAACUGGGAGAUCAAAGAUAUAAGAGUAAGACACUGUGUAAGAGUGCAAAUCCUCAGUGGAGGGAACAGUUUGAUUUUCACUACUUCUCUGACAGGAAGGAUAUGUUGGACAUUGAGGUCUGGAGAAAGGAUAACAAAAAGCAUGAGGAGCUUUUGGGAACGUGCAAAGUUGAUAUUACUGCCCUGCCAAUAAAGCAGACCAAUUGCUUAGAGCUGCCUCUGGAAAAACAUCCGGGGUCCCUGCUAAUGCUGAUUGCUGUUGCCCCAUGCACGGGAGUGUCCAUCUCUGAUCUCUGUGUCUGCCCUUUGGAAGACCCCAGUGAAAGAAAACAGAUUUCACAGCGUUAUUGUAUAAAGAACUCCUUUCGGGACAUAAAGGAUGUUGGCUUCUUACAAGUUAAAGUGUUAAAGGCAGUUGACCUGUUGGCAGCAGAUUUUGCAGGUAAAAGUGAUCCUUUCUGUGUAUUGGAGCUGGGAAAUGACAGUCUUCAAACGCACACUGUUUACAAGAACCUCAACCCAGAGUGGAACAAAGUUUUCACAUUCCCUAUUAAAGAUAUUCAUGAUGUUCUGGAAGUGACAGUAUUUGAUGAAGAUGGAGAUAAACCCCCUGAUUUUCUUGGAAAAGUUGCCAUCCCUUUGCUGUCUAUCAGAAACGGUAAACAAAGUUGUUACACGCUGAAGAAUAAAGACUUGGAACGUGCUUCAAAAGGAGUAAUUUACUUGGAGCUGGAUGUCCUAUUUAAUCCUGUAAAAGCAAGUAUUAGAACAUUCAAGCCCCGAGAAAAGCGUUUCACUGAAGAGAACUGCAAAUUUUCUAAGAAGAUCUUAUCGAGAAAUGUUGAUCGUGUGAAAAAAAUCACUAUGGCAAUAUGGAAUACAAUACAAUUCCUUCAGAGCUGCUUUCUCUGGGAGUCCACAGUAAAGAGCAUGAUAGCAUUUGUGGUAUUUGUGGUCACCGUGUGGAGCGUGGAACUGUACAUGGUGCCCCUGGCUCUGCUUGUGCUCUUUGCAUACAACUUCUCCCUCGUCAGAACAGGGAAGGUCAACACCACCCAAGAUGCCCAGGAUCUUAUGGGCUUGGAUGAAGAUGACGAUGAGGAUGAUAAGGAAUCUGAAAAAAAAGGAUUAAUUGAAAGAAUCCAAAUGGUUCAAAAGGUCAUCAUAGCUGUUCAAAGCAUCCUAGAAGAAAUUGCAUCAUUUGGAGAGAGGAUUAAAAACACGUUCAACUGGACGGUACCUUUCCUCUCUGUUCUGGCCUGCUUGGUCCUUGCAGCAGCAACGGUUAUUUUGUACUUUAUACCACUGAGGUACAUUAUUUUAAUCUGGGGCAUAAAUAAAUUUACUAAGAAGCUUAGAAAUCCCUAUGCCAUCGAUAAUAAUGAGCUACUAGAUUUCCUCUCCAGGGUACCAUCUGAUGUUCAAAAGGUGCAGCAUGCUGAAUUGAAACCAUACAGCAGCUCCAGUCCCAUUAGGAAGAAACGAAGUGCGCUAUAGGAUGCAGUGAGAUUUUGGAAUGCGGCAUCUCCCUCCGUACCCCCCACAUGUGCUCACGCGCUUCCUCCCUUCUCCUCCUCUUGGUUCGGAGCAACACUAUAAUCACUGCACAGACUUUUUUUUCAUGGAAGACAUGGCUUUUGAUAAACACCUAUCUUGAGUUGUCUUUAUGGGCUGCCUUUUAGGCACUGAGAUGUAGCCCCAAAAGUGCAGGAUGGAACAUAUGAAUUAGUUCAUAGUUAGUUCAUAGGAUGGGGAAGAGUAUGGGAGGGAAUAUUGCCACUGCGUUCCUUUUUUUUUUUUUUUUUUUUUGUCUUUGAUUGCAGAGGCAAAGCUGGAUGUGGUAGCACUCCCUGUUUUAUGUAGAAAGAAAUAAUUCUGCUUAGUGUUGCAGAUCAGCUGAGCUGAUGUGAGGAGAUGCUCUGAACCAGUGUUUAACAUAUCCAACAGAUUUACAUUAAGAUAUGAAAGCUAUUCUUUUCUGAGUUAAAUCACUGUGCCUAGAAAGGUUUAAGCUCUGAAUUAACAAGCCUUUGAUACCCAUCUUCUGUUCAAGCAGUGUACAUUUUUAAAAAGUUUUUUAUCAUAAUUAGCAGAAAGAGUGAAGAGCUCCAGUAGUAUCUCAAUAUUUCAUUCGGCACUUGUGGGAUUUUCCUUUUUUUUUUUUUUUUUCCUUUUCUAUUUUUUUUUUUCCUCCAAGAAGAGAAGUCAACCCUAAGCUUAACUGUUUGGACACUGGAUUCAUCGGAGAUCCAUUGCUGGCAAUGGAUGCAUGAUAACCUUCUGCUGUGAAAGGAUUAAAAGACCUCAGAAAAUCCUAACUCACUGACCUGAAAAGACUCUGUUGACUUGCCUUUUAUAAUUCCAUCUCAUCAGAUAUUUUCAGCAUAGCUCUUGUUUUUCUGUCUAAAUCCAGAGGGGUCAACACUACAGAUACAAGAGAAAAACACUUUUAUAGCCUUAAAGAAGCAAGUGCUUGUGCAGAAAAAGUGCAUGGUGCCCGAAGACGUGGUUGUGCAAUAGUGGGCAGGCUUUGUUCCACCACUGAUUCUUGUUUGAGUCCUUCCUGGUAAUUCACAAGGAAUGGAUCAGAAAGUGAAACUCUAUGGGAAAUGAACAAUGAAGAGACAGGAAAAAGGACAGAGUUUUCUCUUCCGGGGAGAAUGAUUUAUUGCUUACUGAUCUUUUAGCUCUUGUGUUUUUGCUUUAUAGAAAUGACAUAAUCAGCAUUAUUCAUAUUGUUUGACUGAGGACACUGAUGCGGAAUGAUGUGUAAACCUGCUCAGUUUUAUUGAGAAUGUAGCCCUUGGUCUUUCAGGUGCUGUAGGACAUGGUGGGAUUGACUUGCCUCCACGAGUCAUUGGUAGCACGAGAGCUGGAGCUUGGUUCCCAGGAAGGUGUUUACACCAGCAUCCACUGGCAUGGUUCAUAGUACAAAGAUAUAGGGAAUCCUGGGCGACAGGUUACAUUUUAACAAAGUAAGACUUUGGAAGUCUUUACUAAUUAAAGGUAAAACGGGUAAAGCCUUGUUUAUGGAUUGGUGAUCCAAAUGGAGUCAUGCUGUUCAAUAAUGUAAUCUUGUGGGCCUGUUGCAUGAAUCUGGAGGAGAACUAACACCAGAUUAUCUUCCACUGGAUUAUUAACCAGAUUCAGUGAGUUUUAAAAAAGUUUAUUUUUCAAAGUAACGAGUCCCCACUGACAGGCAUGGGACAUCAAACACUUCUCUAGGAAGCCUGUUCCAGUGUUUGACUAACCUCAUGGUAAAGAAAAUUUUUCUAAUAUCCAGUCUGAACUAUCCCUGGUGCAGAUUUUUGCCGUUCCUGCUCGUCCUAUCAUUGGCUCUCAAGGAGAAGAGAUUGGUGCCUCCCUUUGAUAAAGAACAUGUUUUGAUCAUGUAAAGCUGUGUGCAGCUGCAUGUGAAAAGAUAGGGAAAAGAUUAUCCCAAUUUAAAAUGCUACAAAAACGCCUCUUUGUGUGCGCGUGUGCUUGUGUACCCAUGCAUGUACAUAGUUGUAUAUAAAGAAGCGUACAUGUAUAAUGUAUUUAUAGGUGAGUGUGUGGGGAAAACUGGGUGAAUAUACAGAUUUUAAAACCUUGAAAAUGUUUAUGAAAAAUGCCAAAGAUUCAAAAGCUUAUCUUGCAUCUGUUCUUCUUCAUUUUAUUUCUUUCCCGGCAUGUCUCUCUGGCUGAGCCAGAUCUCUGCAUGAUUUGAUUUACUUCAAGUUAAUGAAGUCAGUUGGAAAGAGCCUUGUAGAAAUUAUAAAAUCUCCAGUAAAUCUCCUUCUUGAACAUACAAUAGAUGUCCACGGAUCCCUUUGGUUAAACCAGUUUCUCAGUCUUCUGUAUAAACAAUGCCUCAUUGUCUCGCUUUAGACUAUCAUCCAGUUUAUCAUCCUGUAGUCUUUGUUAUUUUGUAAGUACCAAAGUCAGACAUAUUUAAGCAGGCAUGUGAGAUCUGAUCAUUGAUUUGAGUGAAAACAUUCAACUGCGGAAAUGUUGUUUAUUUAUUCAGAAGUUAAGACUGAUAUUUUAAGUGUUAUUUUUUUCUAUUGAUUUUUCCACAUUGAACUGAUUUCUGUUCAGAAGACAGGGUGAAGUCCUUUUAUUUUUUGUUGUUUUUUAAUGUAGAUAUGUGUGUUUCAGAAUAAUUUGUAUGAAUUUUUAUGCUGGAGACACACCAAAUGAAGGGUUUUGGAUGGUCCAGUAGUUAUGUAUGUUGUAAUGAGCUCUUUGUUUUGAUAAAUGCUGUUUGAAAUGCAAUAAAAUUUUGAGGUUAAGCUGAUGCUUUUAAUUUAUCUGGAUUAGGA
Molecule: messenger RNA, 6305 nt
Organism: Anas platyrhynchos (mallard)
Lineage: Eukaryota; Metazoa; Chordata; Aves; Anseriformes; Anatidae
Gene: MCTP2
Product: multiple C2 and transmembrane domain containing 2
Biological process (GO): regulation of neurotransmitter secretion
Cellular component (GO): synaptic vesicle membrane
Molecular function (GO): calcium ion binding
Source: RefSeq, a predicted model, not a curated record